GGAAGAAGAGGAACAAAAAAUGUCUCUCCGGGAAGGUUUGUUUACAUCCGCGGCGCAACAACAACGCGGCCGGCUGCUGUCCACAUGCCCCCUGAGACACCCCUGAAGAAGGCUAUUAUACACAUGUACUAGGAUGCUGAGAGGGCCGGCCAGAUGGGUGGUGCGGAGGUGGAUGGUCAAUACCACCACCACCUUCAACACCACCACCCUGCUGGCUCCCCUACCCCCCCCUGCUGUCACGAGAGGCUGCCUGCUAAUGAGACCUCCCACCCUUGACACAUGUAGACUCCUGUGCUCUGUGGUGGCAACAGGAGCAGACAACCAAACAUCAACCGAAGACUCUGCCAAACCCACCACCGAAGCAACCAAAGAAGCACCAUCAACCACCACCAUCACCUCCGAGAAAGAAGUCACUGCCUGCCUCAACCGCAUAACCGAAACCCUGAACUGCAACCCCAAACUCAACCCAAAACACCGUCUCAGCAACCUACCAAAAAUAUUCAAGAUCUUACUCGCGCUCGAAAUCUCGCCGCAGACCAUCGCAGACCAGCUUACCGAGACCCCAGACCUGCUAGACCACACCCCGAAGGCCUGGCGGGAGACCUCUAGUGUGCUGGCGGACCAUGAGUUGCCCGGGCUUAAAAUUCUUCAAAGUGUUGCGAUGGUACCAGACAUUUUAUCGGUCCGCCCCGAGACCCUAAACCAGACUCUUACGACCUACAGGUUCAUGAGUGUCGGCCGGCAGAGUGUGGUGAGGCAUGUUGGGAGGAACCCCAUGCUUUGCCUCACCAACCCGAAGAAGGUCAAGAGGAAGCUGUUGACCUUGAGUCAGAUGUUCCCUCCGACAGAGUUCAAACUCCUACUCAAGAAGAAUCCCAAUGUGCUCACCGACCCCUUUGAUGACACCAUGGCCAAGAUUCUCUACGUCCAUGAGGUGAUGGGAUUGGAGCAGCCGCACAUCGCCAGUUCCAGGUGUCUGAGGCAGCCGCUGGCACACCUUAGGGCGCGACACACGUUCCUGGUGCGCGCCGGCCUGUACCGAAAACCAAAUUUGUUGAAAGAUAAACAGAGCCAUCGGCGGAACCCUUCCCUCGAGAUGAUCAUGGACACCUCAGACAGACACUUUGCGAACAGGGUGGCACGGCUGUCCACUGAGGAGUAUGACGUCUUCAAGAGGAUGAUGGAGGAAGAAGAGGAGGAGGAGGGGGAGGGGGAAGAGGAAGAGGAGGAGGCAGAAGAAGAGGAGGAGGAGGAGAAUUUGAGGAAGAGAGGUUACAAGAGAUAUAGGUAGGGAUUUCUGGCUGCCCUCUGUGUGUGUGUGUGUGUGUGUGUGUGUGUGUGUGUGUGUGUAAAGUUGUAAUUCAUUCUGUAAUCUUGUGUAUAUUAAAAAAACCUCAUUGAUAUCUUUCUUUUUAUAUCACUAUUACUACUACUACUACUUAUUCAUAGAAGGAGGAACUGAAGUCUUUAUUUAUUUAUUUAUUUAUUGGCUUUUUACUUCCAUUUUUGGGCCGUAGUUGUUGGUUAGGUUGGCGGAGGAUAGUUAGUUUGGCUUUUUACUUCCAUUUUUGGGCCAGAGUUGUUUGGUUAGGAAGGCAGGCAAUUGUUCCCGACUAACAUGGGCCCUAACUAUGGCACUCAGUAACUCAUACAUAACUUAUACAUAACUAUACUACAUGUUUUACAAUAAUACAGAAUAGUGGUAACGUGUCAAUGACUUCUACUAAGCUACAGUAUUAUAUUAGGAUUAGAAAGAGGAGGAGGAGGAGGAG
Molecule: messenger RNA, 1772 nt
Organism: Eriocheir sinensis (Chinese mitten crab)
Lineage: Eukaryota; Metazoa; Arthropoda; Malacostraca; Decapoda; Varunidae
Product: transcription termination factor 4, mitochondrial-like
Exons: 7
Coding region: 134-1291 (385 amino acids)
Biological process (GO): regulation of DNA-templated transcription
Molecular function (GO): double-stranded DNA binding
Source: RefSeq, a predicted model, not a curated record